Eucalyptus grandis is the source of this 3042-nucleotide messenger RNA. RefSeq names its product fimbrin-1. Gene Ontology annotation, molecular function: actin filament binding. Gene Ontology annotation, biological process: actin filament network formation; actin filament bundle assembly. Lineage: Eukaryota; Viridiplantae; Streptophyta; Magnoliopsida; Myrtales; Myrtaceae. The record is from RefSeq and is a predicted model, not a curated record. The transcript has 15 exons. Gene Ontology annotation, cellular component: cytoplasm; actin filament bundle; actin filament. Bases 420 to 2501 code for a protein of 693 amino acids.
CAAGGUCCUUAGCGCGUCUCUCGCCCAGCCGUCCUCGUUCCCUCUCUCUCUCUCUCCAUAUCUCGCGUCACUUUGCUCCCUCUCGAAGGCAACAUCGAAUGCUCUCCAUCUUCUUCGUCUUCUUCUUCGCUUUCUCUCCUGUUUUUGUGCGUGGCUUGUCAGCAAGGCUUCGAGGAAGUUGACUGACGUCGCGCCGUCGAGGCUUCGACGGGAGUGUCCGGUUUCUCGGAGGUGCGACUUGCAUUUGGUCUUUUUACUGUGUUCUCGCCUUCGAUCUCUUGCUCGCGAUCGGUGCAUGCUGCAUCUGUUUUUGGUUGCCUAUUUUACUUCGAAACUCUGCUUUGGCCUUCUCCUUGUAGUGUCUGGUGACACUGAAAUUACGAAGUUAUUUAGACUUCUCCACGUGAACUACGGUGGAUAUGUCAAGCUUUAUUGGUGUUCUUGUGUCCGAUCCAUGGCUACAGAGCCAAUUCACUCAGGUUGAGCUCCGUAGCCUAAAGACGAAAUUCACCUCAAUAAAGAACCAAAAUGGCAAAGUCACUGUUAAAGAUUUGCCAUCUCUGUUGGUGAAGUUGAAAGCUUUUAGUGAAACCUUCUCCGAGGAGGAGAUUGGGGUAAUAUUGGCUGAGUCGAAGUCUGGCAUGAGCAAAGAGAUAGAUUUUGAAGAAUUUCUCAGGAUCUAUGUGAGUUUGCAUGCUGAAGCUGCAUCUAAUAGGGGAAGUUCAAAGAACUCUUCUUCAUUUCUCAAGGCUACCACAACCACCCUCCUCCACACGAUCAGUGGAUCAGAAAAGGCAUCUUAUGUUGCUCACAUAAACAGUUAUCUCCGUGAUGACCCAUUUCUAAAGCAAUUCCUUCCAAUAGAUCCAGCGACAAACGAUUUGUUUAAUCUUGCUAGAGAUGGAGUUCUUCUGUGCAAGCUCAUCAAUGUUGCUGUGCCCGGGACAAUUGAUGAGCGAGCUAUCAAUACCAAGCGAGUGCUCAAUCCAUGGGAGAGGAAUGAGAACCAUACUCUGUGUCUCAACUCAGCAAAGGCAAUUGGUUGUACUGUGGUUAAUAUAGGCACGCAAGACUUGGUUGAAGGAAGGCCACAUCUAGUGCUUGGAUUGAUUUCUCAGAUUAUAAAGAUCCAAUUGUUAGCCGAUCUCAACCUCAAGAAGACACCUCAGCUUGUGGAAUUGGUAGACGAUAGCAAGGAUGUUGAGGAGCUCAUGGGUCUAGCCCCUGAGAAGGUUUUAUUGAGAUGGAUGAACUUUCAUCUCAAGAAAGCAGGCUACAAGAAAACUGUUUCGAAUUUCUCUUCUGAUGUAAAGGAUGGAGAGGCGUAUGCAUAUCUACUGAAUGUUCUUGCUCCAGAGCACUGCAGUCCAGCCACACUAGAUGCAAAAGAUCCAAAUGAGAGGGCAAAACUGAUACUUGAUCAUGCUGAGAAAAUGGACUGCAAAAGAUACUUAACCCCAAAAGAUAUUGUUGAGGGCUCAUCAAAUUUAAAUCUUGCAUUUGUUGCACAAAUAUUUCAUCAAAGAAAUGGCCUGUCUACAGACAGCAGAAGUGUUACAUAUGCAGAGAUGAUGACUGAUGAUAUUCAGACAUCAAGAGAAGAAAGAUGCUUCCGCCUCUGGAUUAAUAGUCUGGGUAUUGUUAGCUAUGUCAACAAUGUCUUUGAGGAUGUCAGAAAUGGAUGCGUACUUCUGGAAGUGCUUGACAAGGUCUCUCCUGGGUCAGUUAACUGGAAGCAGGCAUCAAAACCUCCAAUCAAGAUGCCUUUCAGAAAAGUAGAGAACUGCAAUCAAGUAAUUAGGAUUGGAAAGCAGUUGAAGUUCUCUCUAGUGAAUGUAGCUGGAAAUGACUUUGUUUCAGGAAAUAAGAAGCUUAUACUGGCUUUCCUGUGGCAGUUGAUGAGAUUUAGCAUGCUUCAACUUUUAAAGAACUUGAGAUUCCACUCCCAUGGAAAGGAGAUCACAGAUGCCGAUAUCCUGAAUUGGGCAAAUGAGAAAGUCAAGAGCACGGGAAGAACUUCUCAGAUAGAGAGCUUCAAGGAUAAGAGUUUAUCUAAUGGAAUAUUCUUCCUCGAGCUUUUGAGCUCAGUGGAACCAAGGGUGGUCAAUUGGAAUCUUGUAACAAAAGGCGAAAGUGUGGAAGAAAAGAAGUUGAAUGCAACAUAUAUAAUCAGUGUCGCAAGAAAGCUUGGCUGUUCCAUCUUCUUGCUACCUGAGGACAUCAUGGAGGUAAACCAGAAGAUGAUGCUCACUCUAGCAGCCAGCAUCAUGUACUGGAGUCUGCAACAGCCCGUGGGGGACUCAGAGUCAUGUCCCAGCCCUGCCGAGUCAACCAUCACCGUCGCUACUCCUGAUGCCUCUCCAGCAUCAUCCAUAAACGAGGAGGACGAGAACUCCUCCUUGAGCGGUGAAGUGUCAAACAUGACCAUUGACGAUAAUGUCUCCGAUACAACGACAGUCUCCUCUCAACUUGACAACGAGGAGACUCCUCCGUGUGAAUGACCAAUGAGCAGAUGUAGGAUAUAGGAUCAUCAAUAUCUACAGGUCACUGAGGGAGGAGUCCUUGUCUUUCCUUUCAGCUUCAAACUUGAAUCGCGACCAACAUCCCUCUCAGACAUCAUUUUGUCAGUUGGAGAAGAGAACGCAGGAGAAAUACAAUCGGCAAAAGAGGCGGUCGGAAAAAUUGAUGAAGCAAAUGAAUGAUGUGCAUUCGUUGAACCGCCCGAAAGGUGUAUAUUUCAGUUUGUCGAUUUUGUUGUUGUAGUUCUUCUUUCCUUUCUCUUUUCUGAUGUGGUCUAAACAUGCAUCAGGCCAUGCUCUCCAUGGUUAUUACGAAAAAAGUGGUUUCGGCACAUCGUGUAAUUUAUAUGUCCGUCGCCCCACCAAUUUGCUUUCCCCUUGGGGAUGGUAAAAUCCACUCUGCUGCCAUCACAGCAUGCUUCUGGAUCAGAGUUUCCCUGUCCUACGACCUUCCUGCAGUUUGUACGACUCUUCACCGAAUGCGUCGAUUUGAAACUUCCAAUACGAUUCAAUCGUUUUCAGG